This is a messenger RNA of Micropterus dolomieu (smallmouth bass), 6724 nucleotides long. Its product is annotated as zinc fingers and homeoboxes protein 1-like. Lineage: Eukaryota; Metazoa; Chordata; Actinopteri; Centrarchiformes; Centrarchidae. The record is from RefSeq and is a predicted model, not a curated record. The transcript is spliced from 8 exons. Gene Ontology annotation, cellular component: nucleus. Gene Ontology annotation, molecular function: DNA-binding transcription factor activity, RNA polymerase II-specific; DNA binding. Gene Ontology annotation, biological process: regulation of transcription by RNA polymerase II. The coding region runs from base 475 to 3363 and encodes 962 amino acids.
CUCGGCCGUUGGUCGCUUGUAGCGGCGGUACAAAAAAUAAUGCCAUCGUCAGAUUCGGUGAACUAUCGGUGCCUUUUUUUAUUAAACUCUCCUUUUUACUAACAAAGCGACGGAGCAAACAAUGCGAGUCGACAGCCGAAACCGGAGCUAACGGCGUUUAGAUAGCUUGUCCCCGGCCGUCAGAGUGUCUCUGUGUCCGGCUGCAGCAGAUGGGAUCCUCGGUGUAUUUGGCUAAAAAGGCGGAAGACUGCGCACCAACAGCCCCAACCAGAGAUGAUACAAAGCUCCAGCCGCUAGCCAGCUAACUAUCUGUUGGGAGAUGCUGGUAAACGGCAGCCGAUCCACCAGGAAUUAAGGACAACACAGGAAACAUUUCGACAGAUGACGUCCCACUUUAUGGAGCCACAACGGGACGACUUGAACUGAGACGGCUUUAAUACUCGGCUUUAAUACAGCACUUUUCCCGACCUCAGGAUGGCGAGCAGGAGGAAGUCCACCACACCGUGCAUGGUUCCUCCUCGAGAAACCGUUGACUCGGACGAGGAGAUGGAGGACGUCACAGAUACGGCUGAGACGGGGGACAGUAACGGCGUGGCGGCCGUCUCCUCAGAGGUUUCUGGUCUGUUUGAGCAGCGAGGCGAAGACGCAGAUGUCAGACAGGUCUCAGACCACUAUCUGGAUUCGAACAUGGCAGAGGGGGGCUACGAGUGCAAAUACUGCAGCUUCCAGACGACAGAGCUCAACCUGUUCACCAUGCACGUGGACACGGAGCAUCCCGAUGUCGUCACCAACACGUCCUACGUCUGCAUGGAGUGUGACUACCACACCAAGAGUUAUGACACUCUGCUGGCCCACAACGCUCGCCUCCACCCGGGCGAGGACAACUUCACACGGACGAUGGUGAAGCGAAACAACGAGACCAUCUUCCAGCAGACGGUCAACGACCUCACCUUCGACGGCAGCUUUGUCAAAGUGGAGGACGACGAGGCCGAGGAGACGUCCCGCAAAGGCAUCGCCCUCAGCAAGACGCCCAUCAUGAGGAUCAAGAGCAGACCGGAUCCCAAGAAGUUCACCGCCUCGCACAAACUGGCCGUCGACGACGUCAUCAAAGUGGAAAGCGACGACGAGGACGACGAGAACAAGGAGCCGCCCACGCUGUCUCCCGCCCCGAUGACACCCGCCGCAGCCGCCCCUCGCCUCGUCCCCGUCUCCACGCCGCUGCAGGUCCAGGCCGUCCCGCAGAGCAUCGUGGUCAACAGCCCCAACGUGCUGCAGAUCAAAGGCGGCUCGGGCGGCGGCGCCAUGCUGCCUCCUGGGACGCUGGCUCAGGUUCUGUCGGCCCUGCAGAACCAGCAGAACAGCAUUCAGACGCAGACUCAGCUCCUCAUCCCCAUCAGCAGCAUCCCAACAUACAACACGGCCAUGGACAACAACGUCCUGCUGGUCAGCGCCUACAACAGGUUUCCGUAUCCCUCGGUGUCCGAGAUCAUGGGCUUGUCUUCGCAGACGAAGUUCAGCGAGGAGCAGAUCAAGGUCUGGUUUUCUGCUCAGAGGCUGAAACACGGAGUCAGCUGGACGCCGGAGGAGGUGGAGGAGGCGAGGAGGAAGAAGUUUAACGGCACGGUGCAGACCGUCCCCCAGACCAUCACCGUCAUACCCGCCAACAUCGCCGCAGCAACCAACGGCCUGCAGUCCAUCUUCCAGACCUGCCAAAUCGUCGGUCAGCCGGGCCUCGUCCUCACUCAGGUGGCCGGUAAUGGCGGCACCAUGCCGGUCGCCUCUCCCAUCACCCUGACCGUCGCAGGUGUCCCCGGCAACCAGCCCAAAGCCGCCGAACCGUCGACGUCAGAAUCAAAGACUGAGAUGUCGGCCAGCGCGGCGUUCAGUUUGGACGCGUCGGCAACCAAACCGAAGAAGUCCAAAGAGCAGCUGGCGGAGCUGAAGGCGAGCUACGGCAGGAGACAGUUCGCCACAGAGGCGGAGAUAUCGCGACUCAUGCAGGUCACCAAACUCUCCAAACGAGCAAUAAAGAAGUGGUUCAGCGACACGCGGUACAACCAGAGAAACUCGAAGGAUCACCACGGCGUUCUGCUGAGCGAAACCGCGUCCAGCAGGGCGGCGACGCCGGGAGGAAGCCGGGGAGGAAGGAACAGCAGCGGCAGCCUUAACGACAGCAAUAACAGCGAAAACAACGCCACUAUCGUCAUCGACUCCAGUGACGACGCCAGCGAUUCCUCUCCGACUUCUGCCAACGUCCCGGUGUCGUUCGGCUCCCCCAGCGACCCACGGAUCAAAUUCCGCCACGCCUUCCCCGACUUCACGCCACAGAAGUUUAAGGAAAAGACUCCGGAGCAGCUGUUCAUCCUGGAGGCCAGCUUCCAGAAAUCAGACACGCCCUCGGACGAGGAGCUGAGCCGGCUGCGUGCGGAGACGAAGCUGACGCGACGUGAGGUGGACGCUUGGUUCACUGAGAGGCGGAAAAUGCCUUCGGGGACGCUGUCAAAUGACGAUGACGUGGAGGGGGACGGCGAGAGGGGGAAACCAGCUGUGCCUUCGUCCUCAAGUCAGGAGAGGCAGACCACGCCACCCGCCGGCAGGAGGACGCUCAAAAAGACGCCAGAGCAGCUUCACAUCCUGAAGAAGGCCUUCGUCCGCACACAGUGGCCAACACCCGAAGAGUACGACCAGAUGGCGGAGGACAGCGGUCUGCCGAGGACGUACAUCGUCAACUGGUUCGGAGACACGCGCUACGCCUGCAAGAACAGCAACCUGAAGUGGUACUACCUCUACCAGAGUGGGAAGGUGGAUGAGGCGCUGAACGGUGGAGCAAAGAGCCAGAAGAAGUCCAGGAAGCGUUUCCGUGGUUGGUCCAGGAGGACACGCCGGCCGUAUCCCUGCAAACGCUCCCCACAGGGGGGCGCCAUCGCCAUCAAGGUGAAGUCCGGUAAGACGUUUCUGAAGGACUACUACCUCAAACACCGAGCCCUGAGCGAGAAGGACCUGGACGAUCUGGUGACAAAGUCCAGCAUGAGCUACGAGCAGGUGAGGGACUGGUUCUCUGAGACCGCCAGGAGGGUGGAGGAGGGCAAGGAGCCCUUCAGCGAGGAGGAGGCCGAAGAGGAGGAGGAGGAGGCAGCAGAGCAUGGAGACAGCGAAGGAGAGAUGGAGGUGAAAGAACAAGGAGGGGAGGCAACUGACGACGACUGCAAUGAGGAUGAAGAAGAAGAAGAAGAAGAGGAGGACGAGGAGGAAGCAGCAGCGGAGGAGGAGGAGGCAGCUGAGGAGGUGGAGGAUGACGAAACGAUCCAGGAGGAAUCUGAAGGUUUCAGCCAAUCACAGCCUCAGGCAGAAGAGCAGACAUGAGCAGACAGCGUUAACGUUGCUUCCCCCCCGCUGUGGAGACAACACGGAGGACGACAUGCAUCAGUGUUUCUCAGCUGGUGGGUCGGGACCCAAAGACGGCCGCAGGACGCUCAGACGGGAGUUACAGCUCACAUGGAUGACGUGUUACUAUUAAAAAAGACAAAACAAAAAAAAGGCGGGUUUGUGCCUUGGAGAUGAACUUUGGGUCCUGGUGCAGCUGAGAAGCACUGAGGUGACGGAGCUGAAUUAACGGACAAAGCAUCGGGAUGUAGUUUGUUUCUGCUGACGAACUGUGGGGACCAACCCAACGUGCGGGACGCCGCCUCUCACCAAGCGUCGGCACGAGUGUAAGUUUCCAGCUCUGCUCCUGUACAAAUAACAAGGCUUUUAUUUUGGUGACAAUGACGGGGCUUUUACUUUGGCCUUUCAUGUCCUUUUUCUUACAAAAAAAACAAAUGUUUUACGGUGAACUUUGUAUAAAGGAAAAAACAAAUCCAACACGUUUCUAAAGAGGUGAGACCUCUCAUGAAUAUUAAAGUCUGUUUUUUGAGAAUAAAAAAACACCAUCAGACCUUUAUCUCAAGGGAACGUCCUCUCCCCAAACCCAACACACAAAACAUUUUGCUGUUCUGAAAGCAAAGGUUUUUAAAACCGUGUGAAUAGACAACAAAUUAGUGCCAUUCUGUUUUAUACUUUUGUUUUUAAAAUCAAAAAAUCUGUGCUGGAGUCCAUCCCAAAUCAACAUUUUAAACCUUUUUGUAUUUUUUUCAAGUGAUUUGUCUGAACGACAUAUAUAUAUAUAUAUAUAAAAUAAUAUGAGGACUGAAUCCAUAAUACUGUUAUUAUUACACUAUUUUAAUUCCUUUUGAAAAUGUCAUAAGGUGUUUGGGUCCAUUCAGUUUCAAUAACGUCAAUUCAGUUUGUGAAUUUACCUCCAAACACGCAAAAUCCACCUUAAAACACAUCAUCAUUAAACAAUUGUGCAUUUUAGUGUUAAAAAUGUCUAAACAGAGUUAUUAUUUCUGACAGAUUUACUUUUAUAGUUGCAUUGUGGGAUGAUUUAACAGUUUGUAUCAACAGAAAACGCAAAGAAAAUGCUGAAAACUUUGAGACCCUAAACUCCAGUAUCAGUCAAACUCUUUGAAAACUGCUUAAGAAAUUACUUAAAUUUGGUUAUUAAAGAACAAACCAAAAUAUGUACAGAGAUGACAUUUUACAGUGUAAAAAUAAACUUAUUUACCUCAAAAUUUAGUUCAGUGAUUGAGUUUCUUGUGACUUAUAUACUGAUAUAAUCUGUGAUAUUAUAUUGGCUUGAACUUCAACAGCAGCUGAUGUUUAAGAGCGUAGAUUGAAUCAAAAUGAACGCAGUCCAACACGACGUGUAAGAAAUCCCCCUUCGCGAAGGUUAUCAUGUUUCAAGUGUACCAUCAUUUGAGGGGAUGUCGUUUCACAUCAUUAAACUUACACGUGAAAUAUUCUCUUCGAAUUGAAUUCACUCAGACACUUGAAGGGUAACUAAAGGUAUUUUUCAACCUGGUCCAGUAUUGACAGCAGCGAGACAAAGCUGCAACAUUAUCCUUGCAUUUGCACCCCAGCAAAGUACGUCCAUUAAAAGCGCUCAGAUUGUCAUUACAAGUGUGUGAAAACACAACGGAAAGGAUCCCUAUAGAGGAAGAGCUUUUAUUUUGAAGAGUAAGAUCCUUUUAGUUAAACCAGAAGCAGUCGCUGUGUCGCUCUCUCGUCAAAGCCACCAGACUUCCUUGACUAAAUAGUAGUUUUACCUCUCCGGUUGUCGUGUGACACAAUAACACAAACAAACCGACGCAGCGACAGACCAGCAACUCCCGUGUUCUGUGAGGUUAAAUUAUUGUUUUUAUCAGUGGAGUCUGGCGGCAAUGACGAGAGCGAAAUAGCGACUGUUUCUGGUUAAAUAAAAAGGAUCUUACACUUUUAAAAAAAAUAAAAUAAUAAUAAGGUCUUUCUCUGUAGGGAUCCUUCCAUAAUGUUGUCACUUUCUUUGAUGUACUUGGACUGUAUGGAUUACGUUGCAGCCUUGUAUUGCUGAUCCCGACUGCAGCGCGCUCGCCCUCUCAAUACAGAACCAGGUUGAAAAAACGCCUAAGUUUAGAAAACUUAAGGUCGGUUAUUACUCGUCCUCUCUGUUACACCAUAUCCAGCUUUCUUCACACCUCUAUCAUACAUACCAUACCGCCUUAGGCUGAAAGCAACACGUCUUCUGAGGCAUUCUGGGAAACGUAGGUAAUCUGGUGGAAAAAGAACACAAGUAAUGACAUAAAACCCUCAUUAAACAUUACAAAAUAAAACAUGAUGUGUUUUUGAAGGUGGAUUUUCUCUUUAACGUCCAGCUCUACAUUAAUAAGGCUGUAAUAAGAUUUAUUAAACUCUUCUGUUGUGACGGUGGAGUUGAUUACAGAGUGAAGCCAUUUUAGACCCGUUCCCCAAUACGUCAUUUGGGUUAAAAAAAAACAAGCAUAUUCAUCAAGAGUUGAUCGACUUGAAAGGGAGAUGAACCCAAACACUGUCCUUGUCCAAAAAAAAGAAUAAAACAAACAAACAAAAAAAAAAAAGGCAUGUGUGCUCUUCUUCAGGAAACAGGCAACUUUACCUCAGUCAGUUAAGCUACAAACUCGGUAAGAUUGUGACAUUUACAAUUUACGGUUACAGUUUUCUUUUUCUAGAGAAUUCAAUACUGUAUGCAUGAAAAUACACAAUUAUUAUUAUUAUUAUGUCUUUCAGAUGGUGUUUUUUUUUUUGUCCUCGCCACCAAAGUACGUGAAUAACUUUUUAAAGAGAGAAAAAGAAAGACAGUUAUUAGUGCGUUUAUUUCCUCAAAUACGGGUGAACUAGUAAACAACAUCUUUCAGGUUUUCCACAAGAAUUACAGACAAUAUUUUAGGGACAAGAAACCAGAAGCACAUGGCUCGUCGAACUUUUUAAAAACUUUUCAUACGUGGGGGGUAAAAAAAAGAAAAGAAGAAGAAGAAGAAAUAAGCUUUUAUUUUGCUUUUCUCUGCUCUCUCUUCCUGUGUUUGCUGAACCGUGUAGGACUCUGUUAGGAUAUGCAAACAUCACAGAACAAUCAGCGGGCAGAGCGGUGGUGGUGGUGAACCGUCAAUCAGCGUCCCUUUUGAUUUGGGAUUUUGUUUUGUUUUUUAUCAGCGAUAUGGGAUCCUUUACAUGAGCUCUGUAAUUUUGCAAAGUUACGCCUUUCUGCCAUUAUUUGCUCAUUUCAUUGCUUUAAUAUCCAACAGUUUUUAAGUAGUUAAUUUAUUUAUUAUAUCUGGACUUUCAUGGAUAUCUUUUUAUGUCUGCAAGCAAAAAAAUAAAAAGUGACAAACAG